AUGUGGACAGACUCCUUGCCUGUGCAGCUCAGAGCACGAAUCAACGCUCUCAUCAAGGCCCAGCCGUCCAGUGAAGCCAUUCUAUAUGAUCUCUACGACCACUUGAGCCUGCCUUCCGACUCCAAGAAGAGAAAGGUUGUGCGUGCCCAACAACCAAAACAAAAGCAGGCUCUGCCAUCGAACGGCACCGCUGCUGCCAAUGAAACUUCCGUGGACUCGUCUGCUACUUCCACGGCGCCUCCUACCGCUCCAUCUACCCCUGGUGGCCCCACCCAAGUCGAGGUGGUAGAUCCAUACAAGUUGAAGUUUUCUGGUCCCAUCAAUCGUAGCGAGGUGAUCUGUGAGUUGACCAGCUUAUCGUUUACUUCCCCCACUAGGCGUAAGUACAAUCUUGUGUUCCACUUGUUCAUCGGUGCAGAUGGUGUACCGCAGCCUGUGCUUUCGGUGGUUAACCUCGCAACUAAUGUACCUGAGUUCUCCAUUCGCAACCUUCUGGCCUCUAUCAAGCUUUGUGUGCUUUUGCCCAUUCUAGGGAACACCACUGUGUCCAGCAAGAAGGAUACGGGAAUGUUGUGUUUCUGGCUCAGCGAUGAGGCAUCGCUAGAUAAGUCGAAGAACGAGCCCAUUAUCUGCAUCAUUAACUUAGAUGUGGUGAGAAAACAGCUCGCGAAGGACGGAAAGAUCCAUCCCAACGCAGAGACGCAGGUGGCACAUUUGGAGGCCACUAGUGAUGGAAUAAAGCCAGUCAACGGCCUCAUUCUCGAGUUUUUGGAGCGCCAGUUCAACUUGUGUGGAAUCCAACUCGUUAACUUUAUGCCUUCUGCACUUCCUACCAAGAAUGCAUUGACCAUGAACUCAGACAAUGGCGUGGUGAUCUCGCGCUUGGCCAAUAGCAUUAAUGAUCUUGUCUCUGUUAGUGCGUACAAAGGCUCUAAAGAGGGUUCUUUGGUGUUGAUGUCGACCGCUACACAUUCGUACUUGGUAUUUGGCUUCAAGAAACCGGUGAUUAUUGUGGACUUUGCAUCCAUCCGUAAUGUAUCAUACAAGGACAUCACCAAGUUCACAUACACGGUGAUGGUGACGAUACAGAGCGGCGACAACGAGCAGGUGAUGGACUUCAGUAUGAUUGAUCACAACUCAUUUCUGGUGGUGGACGAGUUCGUUCGCUCCAGAAAUAUCGAGGACAGCUCAUUCGACGUCAAACUCAAGGAGAAGGCUACUAAUGAGAAGGGGGAUAAUGCGGCAGAUGACGAAAGCACCGGGUUGGCAGCGAUGGUGGGUAGUGACGACGAUGAAGAGGCAGACGAUAGUUAUACUGGAGAGGCGGAGGGAGAGAGCGACAGUGGCAGCGACGUUGCCGAGGAAUUCGACAGUAAUGUGGAGAGUGAGGGAGAUGAUGAUAUUGGCGAAGAAGAAGGAGAUGGUAUUGAUGUGGGAGCAGAUAAUUAG
Sungouiella intermedia is the source of this 1449-nucleotide messenger RNA. The record is from the annotation of a GenBank genome assembly. Lineage: Eukaryota; Fungi; Ascomycota; Pichiomycetes; Serinales; Metschnikowiaceae.